AUGUCCCGAUACCAGUUCAGCAAGUUGGUGAUGGAGAAAUGUCUCCGCCGUUCCUUCUACGAUGCUGUGUUGGAACUUUAUGAAACAGUGCAGGGGACGCGCAUCAUUUCUGUGAGUCUGGAGGGCAACCUGUCACUUGUUGUCAACAAAGAUGAAAAGUUCAUCAUCAAACUCAAUGAGAUUGCUCAGAGAGCAGACGACAGGGAAGACCACCAGCCAGGGAUCAAGGCUGCCACUGAGAUGAAAGUCGAGGGCGGAGUCAGUAAAUAUAUUGUGAAAGAGGAGGAGUUUCUUUCAAGUACAUCCAAUCUUGUGAAUGAAGGUAUUCGUCCCGGUAAUACUUUAAAACAUCAUGAAAAAUUUGCUGUUGAGGCUAAUGUUGAAACUGGCAAGGCUUACUUCAACGAGCCGAAGUACAAGUUUGGAGACAGUGAUGCGGACAGUGACUCAGAGGAGGAUGCUGAUUCUGAUCUGAGUACUGUUUUCCAGACAGUAGUUGCUUCCAGUGAAACUCACACCUUAACCUCCAACAAAGUGGAGGCUGAACAGGCUAGUGUAGAUGAUAUCUGUUUCCUGCCUGUAGGAAAAGUUGAUGCUUUCAAACGAAAGUAUGAUUACAUCCAUGACCAACUAGAGUCGAGCGAAAGAAAGUCUUCCAAAAAGAGUGCAAGGGUGUCUCAUGCUGACAGAAGUGACCAGGAAAACAGAGCUGAGGAUGGUGAAAGAACAGGAGGAAUCUCCAGUCUGCAUGUGGAUGAUGCCAGGCCCUGCAGUCCUCAACUACUUCCUCACACAGCUACAGGGCCGGUGAUCACAGAGGAAGACAGUGGUGGGUGUAAUGCUGGCUUGUCUGAAAGCCAGAUAGCCCAGCUGGCAGUUCUGCAGAUGAGAGAGCCCAUGUUCCGGCAGCAGGAUCUGGAGGAACUGGCUAGACAGCAACAGCAGUGGCAGAUGGUUGCCUACCAGCGAAGUUUCUUGGAGAACUCCUACCUUCAGCAGUAUCAAAGAGACACUGGUCGGCUGAGGUGGGAUUAUUCUGCUCAGAACAAAGAAAGUACACCACAUUUAGAUGAUGCAGAGAAAAUAUUCAGAGAAAUGCAGAGUCCGACUACUACCACUGAGGCAGUAAUGUUGACGGCAACAGCCACCCAUGAACAGACUAGAAAGUUGGCCAGAGAAGAGAGCGAUGAGGCUGGUGGGAUUAUAGACGCAGGUAGACUGUCCUCUCAGCACCUGCGUUUCCUAGCAGAGGAGCAACAUAUCAUUAGUCAGUUGAAUGCUGAAUAUGAAGAGGGAGAGCUCAGAACUGAGUCAUAUUUGUGCGUUCUUUGUGGAGUCAAGUAUUCAUCCAGCGAGCAUUUAUUGAGGCAUAUGGAAAAGCAUCGUGUGGACUUUGAGCGCUCAUGUUCUGUAUGUCAGUCUGGAACUCUGACAGGGAACAUGCUGAUACUUCACAUGGAGGCCUCACAUGGGCCAGAGACAAGUCUGCCACUUCCGGCUUCGGUACAGACAGCAUCCAGCGCUGCUGUUGGCUCUUCAGUUAUGUCUGCCACCGACCUCCAGCUGUCAUUUCCUUCAUCUUUACAUCUCGACUACAGUGACCAUAACCUUGAAGACACUGCAGUAAAGCAUCUGCCGCAGCAACAGUCUUCUGAACAAAUCGUGAACAAGGUGGAGGAGGCCGACGACCAAGUGAUCACCGACUGUGAUGUCAAGGACCUAUAUAAAAGUUUUCAUUAUGCUUUGGGCGCUUCAACUUCUAAAGUAGAAGAUGAUGCAAUAGAAGACUUGCAGCAGGAUAACUUUCUUGGAAUGCCUUCACAGUUCUGUUCUCUAAUUGGCUGUCAGGUUUGUGGGGAGAAGUUUGCACUUAGUGAUGCGCUGGAUGAGCAUGUGGCCACGCAGCAUCCGGAUACUUGCUGCAGUUACUCCUGCAAACCUUGUUCCUUGUCCUUCAGCACACACAUGGACUACAGCAAGCACAUGACUCGGCAUGAAGCCUCCUCCACCAGCCUCAAGUGCAGCCACUGCCUGAAAUCCUUCAAAUCUGUGAAGCAGCUGCGACUGCAUCACGUGACCGCUCACGCUUGCUGUCAUUUUUGUGAGUACUGUCGUGCAGGGUUCCCAGAUGCCAUGUCACUCCAGCUGCACGAACAGUUGCACACCCUGGAUCCUGACAAAUUGACAUUUCGUUGUGAUAUCUGCAACAAGGCUUUCUACACACAAUCUCAGUGCAGUGCACACAAGCGCACACACAAGGAUGAGAAGGCUCACGCCUGCGACGUUUGUGGCAGUGCAUUCUUCAAACGAGGCGAUCUCACCAAACAUGUUCGUAACUGUACAUUCUCCCAGCCGGCUGUUUUCUUGUAA
Messenger RNA from Candidula unifasciata, 2370 nucleotides. Lineage: Eukaryota; Metazoa; Mollusca; Gastropoda; Stylommatophora; Geomitridae. The record is from the annotation of a GenBank genome assembly.